Molecule: messenger RNA, 2005 nt
Organism: Physcomitrium patens
Lineage: Eukaryota; Viridiplantae; Streptophyta; Bryopsida; Funariales; Funariaceae
Product: delta(24)-sterol reductase
Biological process (GO): steroid metabolic process
Cellular component (GO): membrane; cytoplasm
Molecular function (GO): oxidoreductase activity, acting on the CH-CH group of donors, NAD or NADP as acceptor; FAD binding
Source: RefSeq, a predicted model, not a curated record
CUCUGAGGAAAGGGAGGGCGAGAGCGCGGGGCAUCCGUCGUGGCGGGGCUUACACAAGCACAGCGCGGGGGCUGCUGUAGAUCAUUUCUCGAGGCACUUGCCUUGCGAGAGAGGACCGUGAUCGUGACGCGCCUCCCGCACGCUCUCACCCAGCUUCGCUUGUGGUGCUGGCUGUUGGGUUGCGCAAUGGGGGAUCUUCAGAAGCCCCUGCGGCCGAAGAAGCGCACGACCUGGGUGGAUUGGGCGGUUCAGUUCCGGUGGAUCCUGGUUAUCCUUGUUGUGCUCCCUGUUUCGAAGAGCUUUGACACUGUUGCCUGGUUCCGGGAGCAGUGGUCCGCUUUUAAGUCCGAGAAGAGGCGUCAGAAGGAGCAUGACGAGAAUGUCGAGAAGGUGAUCAAACGCUUGAAGUCGCGAGAUCCCUCCAAGGAUGGCCUUGUCUGUACCGCUCGGAGGCCCUGGAUUGCCGUUGGUAUGCGCAAUGUGGACUACAAGCGGGCUCGCCACUUCGAAGUCGACCUUAAUGAUUUCAAUCAGGUCUUGGAGAUCGACAGGGAGAACAUGAUCGCCCGGUGCGAGCCAUUGGUCAACAUGGGGCAGAUUACGCGAAUGACUGUUCCCAUGGGACUUUCCCUUGCUGUCGUCGCAGAGCUGGACGACCUGACAGUUGGUGGUCUCAUCAAUGGAUAUGGAAUUGAGGGAAGUUCUCACAUCUAUGGCCUUUUCGCCGACACUUGUGUGGCGUACGAGAUCAUCCUUGCUGAUGGACGCCUUGUGCGCGCAACAGCAGACAACGAGUUCUCUGAUUUGUUCUACGCCAUUCCCUGGUCUCAGGGUACUCUAGGGUUGCUGGUGGCUGCCGAAAUCAAAUUGAUUGAAGUCGGUCCGUACAUGAAAGUGACGUACAAGCCCGCUAGAGGUGACCUGCAGGAGCUCGCCCAGGCCUACAAUGACUCUUACAUACCCCGUGAUGGUGACCAAGAUAAUCCCGAGAAGGUCCCGGAUUUCGUUGAGACUAUGAUCUACAGCGAGACUGAAGGAGUGACUAUGACUGGCCGAUACGCCAGCAAGGACGAAGCCAAACGGAAAGGGAACAAGAUCAAUUGUCAAGGUUGGUGGUACAAGAAAUGGUUCUACCAGCAUGCACAAGAAGCCCUGACGAGAGGAGAAUUUGUUGAGUAUAUCCCCACAAGAGACUACUACCAUCGUCAUACCCGCUGCCUCUACUGGGAGGGCAAGUUAAUCCUGCCCUUCGCCGAUCAGUUCUGGUUCCGGUACCUGUUCGGUUGGAUGAUGCCACCGAAGGUUUCAUUCUUGAAGGCCACACAGGGAGAUGCCAUCCGGAACUAUUACCAUGAGCGACAUGUCAUUCAGGACAUGCUUGUGCCUUCAUACAAGGUCGGCAUGGCUCUUGAAUUCAGUGACCGCGAAUUCGAGGUGUAUCCUAUUUGGCUGUGCCCUCACCGUUUAUUCAAGCACCCGAUGAGAACCCAGAUCAAUCCUGAGCCUGGAUUUGAGUACGCUGGACGCCCAGGAGACACUCCAUAUGCUCAGAUGUACACUGAUGUUGGUGUAUAUUAUACACCUAGAUGCGUGUUCAAGGGGGAGGAAUUCGAUGGGGUGGCUGCCGUCAAGAAGAUGGAAGCCUGGAUGAUUGAGAACCAUUGUUUCCAACCUCAGUACGCGGUCUCUGAGCUCAACGAGCGCGACUUCUGGCGCAUGUUUGAUCCUACCCUUUACCAGAGAUGCCGGGACAAGUACAAAGCUGUCGGCACCUUCAUGAGCGUCUACUAUAAGUGCAAGAAGGGGAGGAAGACGGAGAAGGAAGUGGCUGAGGAAGAGGCUAAAGUCACGGAGUCUGCAUAUGCUGACGUCGAGAAGCCCGAGUAGAGUGACCCCUUCUUUAGUCAGGAACUUGUAUGUAAGAUUUGUGGAUUUCCUUAAGGUUGCUGAAUAUCGAGUUGAGCCAUUUAUACUGGGCAAAUUGUUGAGUCUUUGUGAAAGCGAA